Messenger RNA from Oikopleura dioica, 555 nucleotides. Lineage: Eukaryota; Metazoa; Chordata; Appendicularia; Copelata; Oikopleuridae. The record is from the annotation of a GenBank genome assembly.
AUGCGUUUCGUAAAAGUUCCUUCCGCAACCGUGCUUUCUCGCAGGCAACUUUCAGUUCCAGAAGCAGAGCGUCUCUUAGGCAUUCCAAAGCAGAGCUCGCAGAAAGAAAUCAAGAAGGCAUACCUUGAAAAGGCGAAAAAAUACCACCCGGACAAUCAACAAACUGGAAGUGCGGGGAAAUUCAGGGAUUUAAAAAAGGCCGCAGAGAUUUUGGAAAAUCCAGCAAAAGCAGAAAUAGUCCGCGAACCUGGCAACUUUCAGCAGCGAAAGUACAAUCCCGAUUCAAAAUACGAAAAAGCGUACCAAAAAGAUCAACAUACUGCUUACGAGAGAAGAAAAGACGGGGAGCAUAAAUUUGGCUAUAAUGUCGGUGGAUAUGUGAUUAUUCCCUGUCUGCUGGUUUUUGGCUUGUUCCGAUUUAUCGGCUAUGUGAAGGAUAAAGCUAAAGAAGAGACAGUGAGACUAGAACCCUUAGAUGCAACACCUGCAGUUCCGUUUGAAGAAGAACUCACAAAAAUUCUUAUAGAGAUCAAGAAGGGUACACAAACUUACUAA